CUCUGACUAUUGCGACAGAUGUACCGUCAGUUGUCUUUUGCGGUGUGUUUGUGUUAAGUAGUGGAUUAAUAGCAGUGAUAAGUACUAAGUAGGCGAGGUGUGGAGUGAACGUAGUGGGAGGAUCAUUUCGGUGAACUUCAAGGAGUAGUAACAGAAUGACACCGAGGAUAAAUCUCAAUGAGCCGCGAUGGGACCAGUCCACGUAUUGGGGCCGGGUGCGGCACUUUUUCGCAAUAACUAAUCCUUUAAAUAUCCUUGCAUCAGAAGCUGAAUUAAACCGCGCAAAGGAAAUCGUAGAGACAUACAAAGCUGGUGGUGACGUAGGUAAUCUGACAGAAGAUGAAUUGUGGAGAGCCAAGGAACUAUAUGAUUCAGCGUUUCAUCCAGAUACUGGCGAGAAGAUGAUGUUAAUUGGUAGAAUGUCUGCACAGGUUCCAAUGAAUAUGACAAUAACUGGAUGUAUGAUGACUUUUUACAAGUCUACUGGAGCAGUUGUUUUCUGGCAAUGGGUUAACCAGUCUUUCAAUGCAUUGGUUAAUUACACAAAUCGAAGUGGUGAUUCUCCAGUGACAAACACGCAACUUGCAAGUUCAUAUGUUCUUGCAACAGGAGGUGCUCUAACAACUGCUCUGUCUCUUAAUAGACUUGUAAAGUCGUUCCCACCUAUCAUAGGACGUUUUGUUCCCUUUGUAGCUGUUGCUGCGGCUAAUUGUGUCAACAUUCCUAUGAUGAGACUUCAGGAACUUAGAGAAGGUGUUCCUGUUGCAGACCAGGAUGGUAAACGAAUUGGUAAUUCAAAGGUUGCAGCACAGUAUGGCAUUGCUGCUGUAACCUUUAGUAGAAUUGCAAUGGCCACACCAGGAAUGGCAAUUACGCCAUUUGUAAUGGACCGACUUGAAAAACGUGGCGUUUUGCAGCGCUUUCCAUGGUCUUCUGCUCCAAUACAAACUUUGCUGUGUGGUUUCUUCCUCACAUUUGCAACACCCAUGUGCUGUGCAUUGUUUUCACAGAAAGCCUCAAUAGCAACAGCGUCACUUGAACCAGAACUGCAGGAGAAAAUCAAGAAGAUGCCUAACCCACCAUCCAGAGUUUAUUUCAAUAAAGGUUUGUAAACAAGAAGGCAAAAAAUGUAGUUCACCUGGACCGUGUAAUUUGAAUGUAUAAGAAGAUAGCUGAAAUGUAUACUAGCCAUAUCAACAAUAACAUGGGAUGUAUUGUGAUGCAGUUUACAUAACUGAUCAUGUGAAAAUGUCACAUGGUAUUCAUAUGUGGUAUCCACUUUUGAGAAAAAAAAAUAUAUUCUAGGGAAAUAAAUUUUAUGUGCGUGUUA
Messenger RNA from Schistocerca cancellata (South American locust), 1330 nucleotides. It is a transcript of the gene Sfxn1-3, whose product is annotated as sideroflexin-1. The coding region runs from base 156 to 1112 and encodes 318 amino acids. The transcript is spliced from 9 exons. Gene Ontology annotation, molecular function: monoatomic ion transmembrane transporter activity. Gene Ontology annotation, biological process: serine import into mitochondrion; monoatomic ion transport. Gene Ontology annotation, cellular component: mitochondrial inner membrane. The record is from RefSeq and is a predicted model, not a curated record. NCBI's taxonomy places the organism in Eukaryota, Metazoa, Arthropoda, Insecta, Orthoptera, Acrididae.